AGGUGCGUGUUUUUCUCACUCGUUUGGUGCGCGUGCCGGCCAACGAUUUCUCUCGUUUCAACUUUUUCGUUUAAUUGUGAUGAGAACUGAGACUCCAUAGAUACUACUACUAGAAGUAUUUUUGAUUCUCUCUCUCUCUCUCUCUGUGGCAAUGGAGAGUGGACUCCUCAACUCUCUCUUGCAGCAAACACUUAGAAGCCUAUGUUCGUGUUCAAAUUCUUCCAGUUCCUCUAAGUGGGUGUACGCUGUUUUCUGGAGGAUACUGCCUCGGAAUUUCCCACCUCCUAAAUGGGAAUGUGAAGGGGGCGCUCUUGAUCGCUCCAAAGGAAACAAAAGGAACUGGAUUCUAGUGUGGGAAGAUGGGUUCUGUGAUUUCUUUGAAUGUGAGCGAACCGGCAGUGGUUACAGAAAGGGGAGGUUUGGGGCUGAUGUCUUCUUCAAAAUGUCUCAUGAGGUGUACAAUUUUGGAGAAGGAUUACUGGGGAAAGUUGCAGCAGAUAAUAGUCACAAAUGGGUGUUUAAAAAUGCCCCAAAUGAUGGUGAUCCUAGCUUUAUCUCCUCGUGGAAUGUCUCCAUUGAUCCUCAACCAAGAGCAUGGGAGUUUCACUUCAAUUCAGGCAUUCAGACAAUUGCAGUCAUUUCUGUUAGAGAAGGCAUAGUUCAACUUGGCUCAUUUGAUAAGAUUGUGGAAGAUCUCGAUCUGGUGAUCAGCAUACAGAGGAAGUUCUGCUAUCUCCAAAGCAUUCCAGGGAUCUUCGCCAUCCAAAGACCAAACCUUCCUAUCCAACAUCCAUACGUUCUCAAACCCAAUGCCCAUAUGAUAGAAAGCCAUGAAACAACUCUCUCAUUGUACAACAAUCGCCCAUUAACCGGAGUGAAGAGACUGUUGGAGGAAAAACCUGACUAUUCUCCCUUAAAGUCGAUCAACUUGGGCUGGAACACUCCACAAAACAGCAUUUCAGGACCAUCCAUUUCGCCUACUAUGUCUUGCUGCCUUGGAGCACUGCUUACAAAGCUACCUACUGUAAAUCCCUCUCUUAAAGCCAUCGAAGCUCCAGACACAGCCCUGCUGGGCAACAACAUCAACAGCGCGAACCAGAGAGUUCAGUUUGACAAUGAUGGCAUUCAGAUAACCGACAUAAAACAGGAGUCUUCGUGUCAUAUGGAUGGUGCUCAAGAAGAAAAACCCUUUUCCAUAAACCAUAAUUUAGAGCUAGGAAAUGGUUUGGUGAUGGAGUUGGGAUUUAGACCACCAACAGAGGAAGAAAGUGCCUCAAAUCGCAAUUAAUUAGCAUACCCAAGUUGCAUUUAUUGUCAGGAAAAGAUUACUUAGCUUUGGUCUGCUGGUCGGUAGCUGGCUCCUUGUCAUUUGAUUGUGCACCAGUUUGCUUUUUGUGCAUAAAACUUAGUAUAAAUGUAACACAAUAAGUCCAUAAACCCCUUCAAAUUGAAUACCAUUUUGUCUACAUUGUUUGCGCAAGUGACAAGAGCAUGCAAUGAUUGAUUUAAUGUCAUGCUUAAUUGCAAUCACAUGGAUAUUCCUGAAACCCUUAUGUUUUGUGUUGUCAUGACUGUUAACAAUGGUAAGACAAUGCUAUUAUUGUCCUCAUUGAUGGAUCGAGCGGAGUGGCAAAUGUCGUGGUGGGGUUUGAGUCCCAUUAUCUAUCCUGUUGGAGAGGAAUAGUCCACCACAAGGGGGCUGGUCCCCGGAAACAAAAUGAGAGAAGCAAAGCAGACAGAUAUAUUGAGACUAGAUGAAGUUUGUAUGCGUCCUUUAGCAUCUCUCCCCCAACACAUUGGAUGGUCCCCAGCUCUUCUAUUUGAUUCUUUUUUCUUUUCUUUUCUUUUUCUCUUUCUGUUAGUGAUAUUUAAGUCUCUGGUUUUGUUGUGUAGCAUCAAUGUGGCUCCAUUAGUUUAUAUGGAUUGAGACAUGUUAUA
Molecule: messenger RNA, 1938 nt
Organism: Juglans regia (Persian walnut)
Lineage: Eukaryota; Viridiplantae; Streptophyta; Magnoliopsida; Fagales; Juglandaceae
Exons: 7
Coding region: 152-1288 (378 amino acids)
Source: RefSeq, a predicted model, not a curated record